Messenger RNA from Acyrthosiphon pisum (pea aphid), 1862 nucleotides. RefSeq names its product ras-related protein Rab-13. NCBI's taxonomy places the organism in Eukaryota, Metazoa, Arthropoda, Insecta, Hemiptera, Aphididae. The coding region runs from base 414 to 932 and encodes 172 amino acids. The transcript is spliced from 6 exons. Gene Ontology annotation, molecular function: GTPase activity; GTP binding. The record is from RefSeq and is a predicted model, not a curated record.
CUGAAAAUACGUUCAAAUAGUGUUCAAACAUCAAAUUAAUUUAAUUUUUUAUCGAAAGUCCAAAUUGAAUACUAAUAUACAAUAUAGGCGUUCCCGUACGUGAAUAGAACAGCCAGAAAUGUACAGUUCGUACACAUUUUACGCGAUGAUUAUUUUCUUUUUUGUCACAAACUUUUGUGCGUCAUGUUUCUUGUACAAUUAUCAUUAGAUCGUGUGGUUCCCCUCGGUAAUUUGGUUCCUUUACAAUGUGUAGUCAUGCAAAUCGAAUGAAUGAAAGGGGUAAAAUUGUACCCGCUAACAUCGUUACACGACAGCAUUUAUUUACAUAAAUAUAUUAUAUACGCUAACAGCCUAAUGCGAAGACUCGUUAAACGCAUACAAUUUUGAGGCACCUUUGAGAAUUUCAUAAAGAAAUGAUAUACCUACCUAGAGUCGAUUACAAACAAAAGAUAAUUCAGUUGGACGAAAAACCAGUAAAGUUACAAAUAUGGGACACCGCUGGACAAGAACGAUUCCGGACACUGACCACGGCGUACUAUCGGGGCGCAAUGGGUAUACUACUCGUUUAUGACGUAACGAAUCUAGAUUCAUUCGACCAUUUGACGUACUGGUUGAAGAACAUUCAAGAAAACGCUGCGCCGGACGUUAUCAAAGUUUUGGCUGGUAACAAAUGCGACAACGAGACAGUGAGAGCCGUGGAUAAAGCAGACGGAGAAAAAAUAGCAGAAUGCUACGAUAUGCCGUUUUUUGAAGUCUCAUGUAAGAUGGACGUCAACGUGGAAGAAGCGUUUCAGGCAUUGGCCAAAAUGAUUAAAGAACGUUCCCAAUACUCGGGAGCGUUCGGGUUGAGAGACGAAACGCCAAGGGAGAAAUGUUCGCCACUUUUCGAAAAAGCUUUUGCUGAAUCUACACGGAAGUGUAGUUCCUGUUAAUGUCCAUAACUGUAAUAAUAAUAAUCAUAACGGUUUAGCUAUUUAUAUUUUCAUAAAAAUCUAAAAGCCUAUUAAUUAUCAUACACGUGUUGGCUUAUAAUCGCGCCUUUUCGAUGACGUCGAGAGUUGAAUUAAUAUAUGCUAAAACGACGGGACUUAAAAGUUGUUGAUUAGUGAUUACUAUAUAAUAUAAAUAGUAAAGACAUAAUAUAAUACGCAUAAUAUUAUAACGUUAUUACAAUAUUACAAUAAAUAUACUAAUACAAUACGUAAUGAAUUGAAUUUAUUACCUAUAUCGUAUCUAUACCCAUAAUGAUAUUUUGUAAAGUCGAAAUGCACAAAAUCGUUUUUUACCGUUAGAGUAAAAUUUAAUUUUCCACGUAAUAUAUAUAUCCGAAUACAUAUAAAUAAAUAUAUUAUAUCAAUACCUAUUAAUUCGUUCUAUCAAACGACGAAGUAAAUACAUAAAGACUUUAAUAUGCUUUAAUAUUGUACAUACGUAAACAGUGUGUCAUCAACUAAUGACAGGGUCAGAUAUUGUGCUUCUUCAGACAUAACAUUUCAAUUUUAAAUAUUUACUGUUUACAUAAUUGUUUAAACGGUUUAUAUUAUAAUAUAAUAUAAUAUUAUGUAUAUAGUCAGAACAAAGAUAUUAAAAUAUAAUCACGAUAUUAUAAAUAAAUAUAGCUACGAAUCUUUCACGUUUUGCCUUUAUAUAUAUUAUAUUGUUUCUCAUAUUAUUAUUAUUAUUAUUAUUAUUGCCUAUAUACAACUAUAUAAUAUUUUCCUGCGAAUUCACAUGUAUUUUUUAAAAAUGUCUAUUUUGAUUUAUACCUAUUUGAUGUUGUAUACCUAAAAUACAUUUUUGUUUAUUGUAAUCCAUUAAUCCAUUGAUUAAUUUAAUAAAUUGGGAACAUAAUACAAUUUUUG